AUGGAAGAUCAUAGACAGCAUGUGGUUGACAUUGAGCCGCAGGUUCAAGAAGGGCAACAGGCUCAGAAACUAGCAAAGAUGGAGAACGCACUGGCAUUGGUUCGUGAUGAUGCUGGAGUCUGGAGAGACCAAGAUGGUCAUCAUCCUUUCCAUGGUCUUUCUCAUGAGCACCCGAUGGAUCAUAUUGAGAGGUUUGAGGACUUGUUGUUCCCAUACUCUCUUGCUGGAGAAGCAGCUAAUUGGUUGAAGCAGUUGGAGCCUGGUUCGUUGAAUACUUGGGAAGAGACCAGGAAUGCCUUCCUGCACAACUUCUAUGACAAUGCCAGGUCUGAAGAGUGGAGACUCAAAAUCUCAACGUUUUCUCAGGGACCAACUGAGGCGUUCAAAGCUGCUUGGGUGAGACUCAAGUCGUACCAGCGAGAUUGCCCCCAUCAUGGUUUCAGCGAUGUGCAGCUGUUGGGUAUUUUCUUCAGGGGUGUUGAUUGGAGGUAUCAGAUGGCUCUUGAUGCUGCAAGCAAUGGGAAUUUCAACACCAGAUACCCUAAAGACGCUGUUGUGCUUAUUGAGAACUUGGCAUCUAGCAAUAGUACCAAGAAUGCAGACGAUCAGCGAAGGAAGCAGGCUGGAAACAUGGAUGAAUCGCAGAUUGCUGAGGUGAAGGCUAAGCUAGACUCUGUGCAUAGUCUUCUUGUGGGUAAGAAAUCUGUCAGAUACCCUGCAGAAGUUCAGAAUUUCGGACCAGGUGAAGCUUUUGAGGAAGAGGAUGUUAACUUCAUCAAUGGAGCUGGAUUUCAGGGUCAGAGAUUUGGUUCUGGGCAAGGGAACACGAACUACCCUGGAAAUAAUCAGAGGAGUACCUUCACAGGUAAUCAGAACUCUUCUGGUUACAGCUCCAAACCUCAGUACCAGACAUCCUACUGCAACAACAGUUUUUCAAGGAACUAUGGUUCUCCUCCUACUCAAACUCCAAAUAAUGAGGUGAAGUCCAUGCUGGAACAGAUCUUGGAAGGACAGCAGAAGAUGACUGUGGAUUUCAAUGGGAAGAUUGAUGCUCUGUAUCUGGAUCAGAAUGGAAAAAUUGAAGUUCUGAACACUCAUGUCAAGAAGCUUGAUACUCAGGUUGCUCAAACUGCAGAGUCUGUAAAAAGGCAAGACGGAUUCUUUCCUGGGAAGACUGAUACCAAUCCUAGGUAUUAUUGCAGUGCCAUCUCGUUAAGGAGUGGUAAAAAGUUGACUCCUGUGCUUAAAAAGGGUGUUUCUGAGGAUGCAAUCGUGGAGUUUGACGAAUCUGAAGAAAAUUUCAAAACUGCAGAGCCAGUGUCGAGCGACACCACCACUAGUGUGAAGCUGAAGUUGUUCAGAAUCUGA
Eutrema salsugineum is the source of this 1368-nucleotide messenger RNA. RefSeq lists its product as uncharacterized. The record is from RefSeq and is a predicted model, not a curated record. The coding region runs from base 1 to 1368 and encodes 455 amino acids. The transcript has 4 exons. Lineage: Eukaryota; Viridiplantae; Streptophyta; Magnoliopsida; Brassicales; Brassicaceae.